UUUCACCUUAAUUUUGAAUAAAUAUAAUUGUAGUAUGGAUGAUUAUUUUCCCCCACCUCCACCAGAAUCAAUAUUAUAUAAUGAGAUUGAUACAACAAGAUGUAAAAAUUUUGAUAAUGAUAUAUCGCUACCACCUCCACCUCCCCCGAAAUUCGAUGAUUUUGAUGUUAAACAUUUUUCUAAUAAAAGAGAAAAAUUGAUAACCCCUUAUGCAGAAAAUACUAUAUAUCUCAAAAAUUAUUAUAACGAUAAUAAUUUACUUAAAAUUUUACCUGUAGACGGUAAAAUAAAUAAAUAUAGUAAAAAUGUUCAAACUACAAAUAAUCUUUAUGGAACAAAAGAAUCUGAAGACAAGGUAGAUCAACUUACAGAUAUGCUAAUACAAAACUUAAACAUGGAUCCUACUGAAAAUAUAGGAAUAUGUGCUAUCUGUAAUCUUCAAAUAUUGAACGAUGAUGAUGGAUGUACUGCUUUAGGAAAACUAUAUCAUAUUUUAUGUUUCAAAUGUGACUCUUGUGAGGUUAAUCUUCAAGGCCAGUCAUUUUACAUUGUUGAAGAUUUAAUAGUAUGUGAAGAAGAUUAUAUGAAAACUUUAGAAAAAUGCUCUACGUGCUCUAAGCCUAUUACAAAUCGAAUUCUAAGAGCGACCGGUAAACCUUAUCAUCCUGGUUGCUUUGUGUGUGUCGUUUGCGGAUUAUGUUUAGAUGGAAUACCAUUUACCCUCGAUGCUAGUAAUCAAGUCUAUUGUAUCACCGAUUUCCACGAAAAAUUUGCACCUAGAUGCGCAAUUUGCAACUAUUUAAUUGUGCCUAAUAAUGGAGAAAGCGAAACAAUCAGGAUAAUCGCCAUGGAUAAGAGCUUUCAUGUCGAAUGUUAUAAAUGCCAAGAUUGUAGCAUGCCUCUAACAUCGUCGGAAAAUGAAAUUUGUGGGAAAACAUCCUCGUGUUACCCGUUAGAUGACUGGAUUUUAUGCAAAUCCUGUAAUACUGCCAGAAUAAAUUUCAUUACCUCUCACCUAAAUGCUAACGACAGAAACGCUAACGAAACAGAAUGCCUGCAAAUCUCUAAGAAUAUCGAUAAAAUUAAUGACAAUUUGAACUGUUAUAAGCAAAAAAUUUACCCAAAUGGAAUCAGCGAUGUCUAGAUAUUUCCAUUGCCGAAUUUUGAAUUUAGUAUGCCAAGUUCUUUUUUAAAAAAAAUAAUGAAGGAAUAAGAAUUUAAUUUAUUUGGUGCUUUUAAAAAAAAUAUCAAUUAUUUAGAAUUUUAAUUUAUAAAUUUUAAAAAAUAUCCAAUUCCAACACUG
Molecule: messenger RNA, 1303 nt
Organism: Gordionus sp. m RMFG-2023
Lineage: Eukaryota; Metazoa; Nematomorpha; Gordioida; Chordodea; Parachordodidae
Product: thyroid receptor-interacting protein 6-like
Exons: 7
Coding region: 35-1144 (369 amino acids)
Biological process (GO): cell-cell adhesion
Cellular component (GO): focal adhesion; stress fiber
Source: RefSeq, a predicted model, not a curated record